UCGUGGUCGCGCGCUGCUCGUUCUGAAGAGGAAGAAGGAUCACGCGACCUCGCUCGGCACUCGAACGAAAGGAAAGCCAGUCUUGAAACGCGUCUGCACACCGCCUCAGAAUGGCCAAGAAGCGACAGAAUUCUUCUUCCACUGCGGUCGACGCCACCUCAAAAGGCGCCCGCACCAACGCCGUCGAUCGCACCGCGGGCACCACUGACGUCAGCAGGAAGGACAGCCGCGGCAGAUCGACGGUCUGUUACCCUCUCACGUCGCCGGGCAGACCGGACGCCAGACCCUCGACCGGGCAUACGGAGACGGUGGGUGCGCCGCCCACUGACCCUCGAGACGGCAGCCCUCAUUCUUCAGCGCGCAGACUCAGAAAGGCCAAGAAUAAGAAACCGAAGGCUCCCACCGCUCUGGCCGAAGAGGCCCCGGCAAGAAUCACCAGUGCCACGGAGACAGCUGCGCCAAGCACCAUGGAUGCCGCCGUGGGCGCCAAAGACGCCGGCUCGAUGAACACACACCGCUUAUCGGCAUUCACGGCGGUAUCACCGCCCAGCAAACUGGGGACUAGCCACUCCGUCUUAGGACAGCCAGAGGUGGUUGCAUCCACGACUUCGGCAUCUCACGUCACCAGCAGCGUGACGCCACUCGAUCACGUCCUCGUCUUCGGUCACGGCAAGUUCCAGUGGGUCAUCCUGUUCUGUACGCAGCUGGCCGUCUUCUGCAACGCGGUCCACGCCUCGGCCAUGGUGAGCCGGGCGAAACCCGUCGACCACUGGUGCAGACAGCCGGCCGGGUAUGGCAACUUGCCGCCUGAGGUGUGGAAGAACAGCAGCAUCCCCGUCCAGGAGGACGGUUCGCACAGCCGCUGCUUCCGCUACGAACCGCCGUUCGCGCCGUACGACGCAGGCGACAACUUGUCUUCGACGUUUCCCUGCGACGCGGGAUGGGCCUACGCCGCUUCGAUCCACACCUCCAUCAUAGCCGAGUGGGACCUAGUGUGCCAUCGACGUUGGAUAUUGCUCGCAAUGGCGGCAAGCUACAUGGGCAGCACGGUCGUCGUCAUGCCAGUCGCGGGUGUAGCGGCCGACCGGGUCGGUCGGGUUCCGGUGCUGGCCGUCCCGCUGUUCGUCCUGAUAGUCGCCGGCACCACGCUCACCUUCGCCACCACGCUGCUCGUGUUCACCAUACUGCGCGUCCUCGUCUCCGUUUCGGUCGGGAGCCUGCUCAUCGCGGCCUUGGUGCUCCUCUUGGAGGUGACCGAUUCAUCGCACCGCGUGCUCUACUGCUCCAUCGCCAUCACCGGUGGAGUCUCGACCGCCAACGCGUACGGCGAGAUCGUGUACGACCUGACCGACGGAUGGGUACUCGUCCAAAUGGUGAACAUGCUCCCCAGCGCGCUGCUCAUCGGCGCGGUCUACAUCGUCGAGGAGUCGCCGAACUGGCUCCUGGCUACGCACAGGUUCCGGCUCCUGUGCAAGAUGGCGAUGUCGGCGGAGCAGACGAACGGUGCCAACCUAGAACACGCGGCUAAGCGGCUGGAAGGCUUCCGCAAGGAGGACAGGCGGUCCAGAAGCGAGAGCUUGAGCGAGGGGCUCAACGAGGCGUCGCCCCUGGAGGUGUUGACCGACCCGUCGUUCCGCUCCGCGACCCUUGUCGCGUUCGGCUGCUGGUUUCUGGCGAUGAGCCUCUUCGGCCAGCUCCGAGGUAGCCGCGAUGCCCUACCCGUCUACUAUGUCCAGAUCGCGCUCGAAUGCCCCGCCGUGACGGCCAGCAUCUUCCUGCUCGAGCGCAAGGGGCGACACAUCGCCACCGCCAUCUGCGUGAUCGCCCUCGGCUUCCUCGGGGCGGCGCUCGGAGCCUUCUGCUUCAUUUUACAGGGUCCUUCGGGCGGUGAUGGUUUGGCGCGCCACCUCGAGACGACCGUCCGCGUGGCGGCGCUGCUGGCCGUCGACUCGGUCCAUCCAUCCAUCCAUCGGUCGUUGUCAGCCUCUGCGUCAUCACGGUCGAGAUGUACCCGACCGUGCUCAGGGCCGGUGGCCUGGCCUUCGCCUAUGGGGACGGUCGGUUGGGCGCCAUCGCCGCGACCUUCGCGAGCUCCGGCUCUCGCCCGGGUCGGGGCGUCGAGCUCGCCGUGGUCUCGCUGCUGCUGGUGGCGUUCGGCGCCCUGGCCAUGGUCGCGAUGCCCGAGACCACCAAGAUCCACGCCACGAACACGUCCCCCGUGGUCGACGCGCGCACGGCCGAGAGGGACAAGUGGAUGCUCGACGCGCCCCUGAGGCUCGCCCGAGGCAGGCGAGCGUCGAGCAUGGUCCACACGGGGCGCAGGAGUUCGGCCGUCUCGCCAUCCUGAAGCAUUUCCAACCGCCUGCCCAUUUCGGCGAAACUAUUUCUUCGACUCCAGCGACCCUAUAAGCCAUGUGCACCGCUGAACCUAUGACAUUGAAAGGGCUGUGGGAGCUUUGGAAAUAACCAUGCGGAUAGUUUAUUUCUUUGUUACAUCAUAGAUAUUUGUGUGCGUGUGACGAAGGUAUAGGCUGCUGUCGUGUU
This is a messenger RNA of Dermacentor albipictus, 2544 nucleotides long. RefSeq names its product solute carrier family 22 member 7-like. Gene Ontology annotation, cellular component: membrane. The record is from RefSeq and is a predicted model, not a curated record. NCBI's taxonomy places the organism in Eukaryota, Metazoa, Arthropoda, Arachnida, Ixodida, Ixodidae. Gene Ontology annotation, molecular function: transmembrane transporter activity. Gene Ontology annotation, biological process: transmembrane transport.